This is a messenger RNA of Naegleria lovaniensis, 2571 nucleotides long. RefSeq lists its product as uncharacterized. Gene Ontology annotation, biological process: protein import into nucleus. Gene Ontology annotation, cellular component: cytoplasm; nucleus. Bases 1 to 2571 code for a protein of 856 amino acids. Gene Ontology annotation, molecular function: nuclear import signal receptor activity; small GTPase binding. The record is from RefSeq and is a predicted model, not a curated record. The transcript is spliced from 4 exons. NCBI's taxonomy places the organism in Eukaryota, Heterolobosea, Eutetramitea, Acrasida, Naegleriidae.
AUGAACGCCUCAGAUUUCAGCCAACUUUUGGUGGUACUUGCCUCCAAUGACAACCAAGCUCGUUCACAAGCCGAACAAAUGCUGGAAAGUUUAAAAGUUAAUGAAUUGCCUAAAUUUAUGAUUUUGUUGGUAUCUGAGCUUGCCGAUGAAACCAAACCAAACCAUCUCAGACAGUUGGCUGGUCUUCAAUUGAAAAACGUUCUUGAUUCAAAGGACCCACAAAAGAAAGUGCUUCUGGAACAUCAAUGGAUGAGACAAGAUGAAGAAACAAAGACGCAAAUCAGAAACAAAGUUCUUCUUACACUCCACUCAUCAGCUAUUGAAGCAAGAAAAACAGCGGCUCAAGUGCUUGCUGAAUUUGCUUCCGUAGAUUUAGCAAACAAUCAAUGGUUAAACGUCAUUGAUGCCGUCUUAAAGAACAUUUCAGAGCCACAAUCAGUUUAUGGUAUUCAAUCAAGUUUAAUGGCUAUUGGUUUUUUGUGUGAUAUGUGCCGAGCUCCUGCUCUCAAACACAAUACAAAUCAAAUUCUUACAGCAGUUAUUCAAGGAAUGAGAGAAACAAGUAAUAAUGACAUCAAAUUAGCUGCUACCGAAGCAUUAGUGAAUUGUCUUGUCUUUGUUCAAGAAAACUUUGAGAGAGAUUCGGAAAGAAAUUAUAUUAUGGAAACUGUAUGUCAAUCCACACAAAGCACUGAUACUAGAAUAAGAAGAGUUGCAUUUGAAUGUUUGGUGAAGAUUGGAUAUUUGUAUUACGACAAGCUGAAACCAUACAUGGAAGCCGUGUUUACUAUUACAACUAAAGCUUUAACAGAUCCAAAUGAAAAAGAGGAGGUUCAACUUCAAGCUAUUGAAUUUUGGACUUCACUAGCCGAAACUGAGGCCAUCAUUUUAGAAGAAAUGGAAAUUGCUCACGAGAAUAACAUUGCUGCAGACAGAGAGUGUUACAACAUCAUUUCACAAGCUCUCUCUCCUCUAGUUAAUCUCAUGACGCAAUGCCUUACAAGACAAAAUGAGUAUCAAGAAGAUGGCGACAUGUGUGUAAGCAAUUACGCUAGUAACUGUAUUGCUGCGAUGGCUUUAGUAACAGGAGAAAGUAUUGUUAACGAAAUUAUGCCAUUCGUUUCAAACAAUAUUAACAAUCAAGAUUGGCACUUUAAGGAAGCAGCUACUUUGGCAUUCUCUGCAAUUUUGGAUGGACCAAGACCAGGAGACAGAAUGAACGAUCUCAUCAACAGAGCAAUGCCGUUCCUUCUUGCACACGUUUCUGAUCCAGUCCUUCUUGUCAAGGAUACAUCUGUGUUUGCGUUGGGAAGAAUUGCUGAAUUCCAUCCUGAUCCUUUGAUUGAUCAUCACUUGGAAAAUGUGUUGAAGGCUCUUAGUAUUGCCAUGAACGAUGAAGCACGUAUUUGCAGUAAGGCAUGUUGGACCAUCAUGCACAUUGCUGAGGCAUUUUCAGCAGAGAGCAGCGAUGAAAAACAAUCCUAUGCUUUGUCUCCUUACUUCAAGACGUUAGCUGAAAUGCUUUUGGCUUCUACUCUCAGAGAAGACUCUAGCGAGAACAACCUCAGAAUUAAUGCAUACGAAGCUUUGUCUGCUCUUGUCCACAGUGGUGCCAGAGAUACUUUUGAAAUCUUGGACAUGAUUGUUGCAGAAUUGUUAAACAGACUUGAACAAACCCUGACUCUUCCUCAAACCGAAGAAGUUUGUCUUAUUCAAGGUUUGAUGUGUGGAUCUCUUCAAGUUGCUGCUAGAAAGCUUGAGUUCAGAAUUGUGAAACAUGCAGAUAGAAUUAUGACAUUCUUGUUGAAGAUCUUUGAUUCAAAGAGCGUCAAUGUUCACGAAGAAGCCUUCCUUGCUGUUGGUGCAGUUGCUGCCGCUCUUUCACAAGAUUUUGAUAGGUACAUGCCACACUUUUUACCAUUCCUUCUCAGAGGAUUGCAAACAUAUCAAUACGAACAAAUUUGUGUCGUUACAGUUAAUAUCAUUGGAGAUUUGAGUAUUGCUUUGAGAGAAAAGCUCUUCAAUUACUCCGAUGCUAUUAUGGAACAAUUGCUAAAGAAUUUACAAACAAACGAGCUGCAUAGAAAUGUGAAGCCAAACAUUAUUGCAGCUUUCGGAGAUAUUGCAUUGGCUGUAGGAGCCAGAUUUGAAAAGUAUCUACCAUUUGUAGGCAACGUUCUUCUUCAAGCUUGUGAAGCACAAGUUGAUGUAUCAAGCGAAGAAAUGGUUUCAUACUUGAAUUUGCUCAGAGAAAACGUGUUAGAUGCUUACAUUGGCAUUUUACUUGGAUUUAAGAAGGAAAAUCCUCAAGCUUUUAUUCCAUAUGUAGAUCCUUUGCUGUCAUUUGUAAAAAUUGUUUUUGAAGAUCCAAAUACCGACCAAGAAGUUUUCAAGAAUGCUGUUUCCAUUGUUGGUGACUUGGCAAAUGUUUACGAAAUGAAGAUUAAGCACUCAUUGCAGCAGGAAUUUAUCAAAAAUAUGAUAGAAGACGCUUGCAACUCACAGGAUGCAGAAACAAAACAACGAGGAACUAAGGCAAAGAAGAAUCUCAAGAAGAUUUCUCUGUUCUAA